Phytophthora sojae is the source of this 1884-nucleotide messenger RNA. RefSeq lists its product as hypothetical. Bases 1 to 1884 code for a protein of 627 amino acids. The record is from RefSeq and is a predicted model, not a curated record. The transcript is spliced from 6 exons. Lineage: Eukaryota; Oomycota; Peronosporomycetes; Peronosporales; Peronosporaceae.
AUGUUCAUGAACGGCUCGUCGUUCGAUGACGACGCCCCCUCCCGUGGCGGGUCGAGGGGGCGGAAGGGAGGGCGCGACGACGAGGUGUCGGACGCGGUGGAGGUGCUCACGCUGGACGACCACCGCACGGGCAGCGGCGGCAUGUCCGCCCACCCGAACUCACUCAAGGACGACGACGAUCUGGAAGGAGAGGUCGGAGGCGCCGAGUACCUCUCGGGCGCGCGCUCCAGCGUCAUUCAGCAGCAGCGCGAGCUGCAAAAGAAGAAGCUCCAGGAACGCAUGGGCGGGGGUGUGGUGCGCACUUCACUCCCUAAGCAGUACUCCGCUCCGCGCUCAAUGGACGUGGAUGAGAGACCCUCGCGCUUUGGUCGUGACGAUGACGAGCUAGACGAUGAUGCUACUGGGGGUCGGCCUUCGGUGCGUCGAGCUGGUUCAUCGCGCCAAAACGUCGAUAGCCGUGGUAGUUCAGGGGGGCAAGCCUACUCCCGACGCAGCCGCGAUGACGACGACGAUGACGAUGAUGACCGGCGCCCGAGCCGCCCCGGGGGUUCUCACCGAGACCGUGAUCGCGGCCGAGACUAUGACCGCGACUACGAUCGAGACCGCGGCCGAGGAGGCAGCCGCGACCGAGACCGUGACCGCGACAGGGGCGGCCGGGGCGAUCGCGGAUACUCGCGCGACCAAGACCGCGACCGGGAGCGUGGCCGAGGUCGCGACCGUGAUCGAAGCGACAGCGAUGACUCGGAUCGCGAUCGCUCUCGAACGCGAGGUGGAUCUCGGCGUAGCAACUACGACGAUGCGCCACCCAAGAACACCAAGCGCGGAUCAACGAACAGGCGUGAUGACGACGAUGAUGAUCGCCGCGGUGGCUCUGGCGGACGUGGAGGAUUCACUCGUAGCGCAAGAGGACGCUCGCAUUCCCGGUCGCGUUCGCGCUCGAGAUCUCGUUCUCGAUCCCGGUCGCAGUCCAGGUCGGCGUCGGAUGCCUCGUCGGACGAUGAUCGCAACCGCAACGCGCCGACUUCCUACGAUCCGUCGUCGAAUGGUCGCGACGCGGACCGAGCGCGCGCUGCCGCUGCGAACGUGCGGAAGCCGAAGCUUGACAUCACGGACAUGCGCGCCUUCAUCAUGCGCCCCAUUCCCAAGGCGUACGACGUGGUGGAGUGCUACAUUGAGCGCAACAAGUCAGGCGCCAACAAGAUGUUCCCUGAGUACUGUCUGUACAUGAAGGAGGGCGACCGCUUCCUGCUCACAGCCAAGAAGCGUCCGAAGAACCGCACGAGCAACUACUUGAUCUCAUUACAGCGCGGCGACUUGCUGCGUCGGGGCAGUGACAAUUACGUGGGCAAGCUGCGCGCAAACUUCUUGGGAACAGAGUUCACCAUCUACGACAACGGGUCAAACCCGAAAGAUGCCGACCAACAGACGAUUACUAGCAACCCCGCGGGCAUCCGUCAGGAGCUGGGUAUCGCCAUGUACGCAGCCAACGUUCUGGGCCACCGCGGGCCGCGGAAAAUGAAGGUCUGCGUGCCGCGAGUGCGUGAAGAUGGCACGCGCGUAGUGUGGAGACCGCUCAACAAGGAGGACGAGAUGGUCAACAAGUGCAAGGAGCAAGACCACACCAACCUCACGUACCUUAUCAACAAGCCGCCGCGCUGGAACGACCAGGUGUGCGCGUACGUGCUCAACUUCAACGGCCGCGUGACCAUGGCCUCCGUCAAGAACUUCCAGCUCGUGACACCGGAGGACCAAGAGACGGUCGUGCUCCAGUUCGGCCGAGUCGGCAAGGACCUCUUCACUAUGGACUUCCGAUGGCCACUUUGCCCCCUCCAGGCCUUCGCCAUCACACUCAGCAGCUUCGACUCAAAGCUCGCAUGCGAAUAA